UGACCAAAGGUCAGUCAUAUAAGUGUGCAUGAACGAUUCAUGCUUCUUCAAAUCGAUCCAAGUACACAUGGAAAUGGCAAGAGAGGGUGAGGUUGAGGACGUGCCGUUGCCAUUGUCACCUCCAAGGAUGAGGUCCAUGAAAAUGGCGGGGACCAAUGCCUUUGGCCACAACAUAGAGUACGUGUCUCAAGCCUACCUCAGCAACCGAUACUCGGAGAUUCAAAUCCAGGACGAGGUCCCCGAAGCCAACUCCAAUCGCCCUCUCCCGAUAUAUCUCAAGUUUGAAGAUGUUCAGUACAAGGUGAAAAGCAGCCGGGCUUCCGAGAAGAACCCGGUCAAAGUGGUAGUGUCGAAGGUGGCCUCGCAAAGGAGCAUGGAGAACAGUAACUACAAGCAUAUCUUGAAGGGUGUGACCGGCGGUGUCGGUCCUGGGGAAAUUCUCGCUUUGAUGGGUCCUUCGGGUAGUGGAAAAACCACCUUACUGAAAGUGAUAGGUGGGAGACUACUGGAAAAUGCCACGGGAACAAUAACUUACAAUGACAUUCCCUACACGCCAGCACUUAAGAGAAGGAUCGGGUUCGUGACGCAAGAUGAUGUGCUCCUCCCGCAGUUGACGGUUGAAGAGACCUUGGUGUUUGCUGCCUUCUUGAGACUUCCAGGCUACAUGAGCCGCCAGCAGAAAUAUGCAAGAGUGGAGAUGAUCAUCAAGGAUCUAGGACUCGAAAGAUGUCGGCACACGAGAAUUGGAGGAGUGUUUGUUAAGGGAAUAUCAGGUGGAGAAAGAAAAAGGACAAGCUUAGCGUAUGAAAUCCUUGUCGACCCGUCAUUACUGUUGCUUGAUGAACCAACUUCAGGACUCGAUUCCACCUCUGCCACUAGACUAUUGCAAAUACUUGAAGGAGUUGCUAAGGCAGGGCGAACGAUAAUAACAACAAUCCAUCAGCCAUCGAGUAGGAUGUUUCACAUGUUCGACAAGCUCCUACUCAUAGCAGAAGGCUAUCCCGUGUACUAUGGAAAGGCCAGAGAGGCUAUAGAGUACUUUUCGUCUUUGAGCUUUAUCCCUGAAAUCGCGAUGAAUCCCGCGGAAUUCUUGCUAGAUCUAGCAACCGGACAGGUAAAGGACAUCAGCAUCCCUGAAGAGCUAUCAGCCCCUCGGGGAAGCACGUGUACCGAGAAGACCGUACUCAAAUAUCUCCAACUUAAGUUUAAGACCCUCUUAGAGCCGAAAGAGCACGAGAAUCACCAAACCACGAGGACGCCAGAACAUCUUCAAGUGGCGAUCCAGAUCAAGAAGGAUUGGACAUUGACUUGGUGGGAGCAAUUCCUGAUACUGACGCGGAGAACAUUUAAAGAGAGGUGCAGGGACUACAUCGAUGUGCUGAGGCUGAUUCAGGCUCUCGGUGUCGCUCUCCUACUAGGCCUGCUCUGGUGGAACUCCAAGAUUGCUACCGAGGCUCAACUCAGAGAUCAGGUCGGGCUGAUGUUCUACAUCUGCAUCUUUUGGACCUCGUCAUCUCUCUUCGGAGCUGUUUAUGUGUUCCCAUUCGAGAAGGUAUAUCUGGUGAAGGAACGGAAAGCAGAUAUGUACCGGUUAAGCGUGUACUACGUGUGCAGCACCCUGUGCGACAUGUUGGCCCAUGUUCUUUACCCAACCUCCUUCAUGAUCAUUCUCUACUUCAUGGCGGGGUUCAAGAGAACAGUGUCUUGCUUCUUCCUCACGUUAGGUGCAGUCCUUUUGAUUGCUGUCACAAGCCAGGGUGCUGGAGAACUGUUUGGGGCUGCGGUUUUGAACAUUAAAAGUGCGGGAAUGGUCGUUUCGCUGUUACUCAUGCUGUUUUUACUCACUGGAGGAUACUAUGUACAGCACAUACCGUAUUUUAUACGGUGGUUGAAGUACUUGUCAUUCAUGUUCCACGGGUUCAGGCUCCUCCUGAAAGUCCAGUACUCUGGCAACGAACUCUAUGAGUGCAAGAGCCAAGGAGGAUGCCGGAAGUUGCAGAGCUCGCCCUCGUUCGACACCGUGAGCUUGGAUGGUGGUUUGCAAGAAGUGUGGAUUCUGCUUGCCAUGGCCCUAUUGUACCGGAUAUGCGCUUAUCUUUGUUUGCGCAAGAGAAUAAGCGAAUGUCACCUGUGAUCAAACGCUGGAUUGACUUGUGCAGCUGAGAAGAUUUUCUUGCCAUAAAAAAUAAAAACUGACUGUUAAAA
This is a messenger RNA of Syzygium oleosum, 2205 nucleotides long. Its product is annotated as ABC transporter G family member 26. Gene Ontology annotation, cellular component: membrane. Gene Ontology annotation, molecular function: ATP hydrolysis activity; ABC-type transporter activity; ATP binding. Lineage: Eukaryota; Viridiplantae; Streptophyta; Magnoliopsida; Myrtales; Myrtaceae. The record is from RefSeq and is a predicted model, not a curated record. Bases 29 to 2134 code for a protein of 701 amino acids. The transcript has 9 exons.